Messenger RNA from Humulus lupulus (European hop), 1536 nucleotides. RefSeq names its product rust resistance kinase Lr10-like. Gene Ontology annotation, biological process: protein phosphorylation. The transcript has a single exon. Gene Ontology annotation, molecular function: protein kinase activity; ATP binding. NCBI's taxonomy places the organism in Eukaryota, Viridiplantae, Streptophyta, Magnoliopsida, Rosales, Cannabaceae. Bases 420 to 1370 code for a protein of 316 amino acids. The record is from RefSeq and is a predicted model, not a curated record.
GUUGAGAAAACAUUGACCAAAAUCGGGUUUAGGGUUCUAUUUUAACCAUUUUAUAAAACAUAGGGUCUAAAAAGUAAUUUGUCAAAACACAGGGUCCAAACAGGUAAUGAGACAAAACAUAGGGUCCAAAAAUGUAUAAAUCCUUAAAAUAAUAUACAAAUUUAAAGUACUUAAUAUAUGAUAUAAUCUAACUCGAAAUCAACUAUGCAUAACCAUGUACUAAAAUUGAAGUUUUAUUUUGGUAAAAUGCAGUGUUACACACAGGAUUCAAAUUUAUAGUUGGGACACCAUUUGUAGUUGCCUUUGUAAUCUAUAAAUGGCGACGACGUCAUUUAUCAACAUAUGAUUCUAUCGAAGAGUUCCUUCACAAUCAAAAUAAUUUCACUCCUAUAAGAUACUCAUUCAGUGAGAUAAAAAAGAUGACCCAAAACUUCAAAAACAAAUUAGGAGAAGGAGGUUAUGGCUCUGUAUUCGAAGGAAAGCUUCGUAGUGGUCGUACUGUAGCAGUUAAGGUAUUGAGUAAAUCAAAGGGAAAUGGACAGGAUUUCAUUAAUGAAAUAGCUACAAUUGGAAGAAUUCACCAUGUUAAUGUGGUUCAUUUGAUUGGUUUUUGUGUCCACUCUUCAAAGAAUGCUCUUGUAUAUGAUUUCAUGUCUAAUGGAUCAUUGGAAAAAUAUAUUUUUUCUCAAGGAAUUACCAUUUUAAGUUGCAAGCAAAUUUUUGAAAUUUCGCUUGGUGUGGCACGUGGGAUUGAAUACAUGCACAAAGGAUGUUACAUGCAAAUCUUGCACUUUGAUAUUAAACCUCACAACAUUCUUUUGGAUGAAAAUUUUAUUCCAAAAGUUUCUGAUUUUGGAUUAGCAAGAUUAUGCCCAUUGGAUAAUAAUAAUGUAUCCUUAACUGCAGCAAGAGGAACUUUAGGAUACAUAGCGCCAGAGCUAUUUUACAAAAACAUUGGAGGAGUUUCUAAUAAAGCUGAUGUGUAUAGUUUUGGAAUGUUGUUGAUGGAAAUGGCAAGUAAAAGAAAAAAUUUAAAUGCGAUCGAAAAUACUAGCCAGAUUUACUUUCCUUCAUGGGUGCAUGACCAAUUAAGUAAAGAAAAAAGUAUAGAAAUGAAAACAUCUGAUACAGAAGAGGUCGAUUCAAGAAUUGCAAAGAAGAUGAUUAUAGUAGCAUUAUGGUGCAUACAACUGAAGCCAAGUGAUCGUCCUACAAUGAACAAAGUUAUUGAAAUGCUUGAAGGAGAAGUUGAAUGUCUACAAAUGCCUCCAAAGCCUUCCUUGUAUCAACUAGAGAAGCCUACUGAGCAUGUUCAAGAGACAUCAUAUUCACAACACUCAACAAUACCAUCAUUAAUGCUACCAAGAUAGGUAUGGCCCCAAAUCCAAACGAUUGACAUUUGUAAUUUUUGUAUUUUGUUAAAAUACUUAACAUUAUUGGUUUUGAUUUUUGUAAUAUCAAAAUAUAAUUAUAUGUUAAACAAUGUAUGAAAAAACUUUGUUUGAUGAUUUAUAAUUAUAGAUUCAAGUAUCAAAC